AUGGCUGCAAAAGUGGUCCCCAUGCCCUCAAAUUCAAAGCAGUCAUUUGUACUGAGAGUUCCUCCAGAUUCCAAACUGGGCCAAGACCUGCUUCGAGAUGCCACGAGUGGGCCCAAAACCAUCCACCAACUGGUGCUGGAACACUUCCUCUCGUUCUUGCCCAAGUCAUCUGGGGUGCAGCCCAGUCAGAGAGCCAAGGAGACCUUGGUCAUUAUGAAGAAUGUGAACGCAAGCCUUCCCAGUAGAGUGCAACCUUGUACGUUACUGAAGCUCUUGCCCAGAGAAGGAGGCCAGCGUAAACAGGACACAGCAUUGCUGUGUGUGAAAGCUGAGCCGGAGGAGCUGGUUGUCUUCCAGGAUUUGAAUGUAUUUCACUCCCAAGAAGAAUGUGUGAGCCAGGGUCCUUCUCAACAGCCCACCUCAGAGAGUGAAGACUGUGGUGUUGGGGAGAUGCUGCUGCUAGCUGUCAAUGAUAGUAAUCAUGAGGGUGACGGUCACCAAAAGGAACCAGCAGAAAAUGACAAUCAUAGAGAAAAGUCUGCAGAAUAUGAUGAAAUUGAUUGUUCCCUGGUCUCUGAACAAUCUCCAGAUUGCCACAAAGAAGAAAGACUAAAUGCAUCCAUUCCACAUGAAAGGAAAUUGAGAAAUCUUUUAGUUACUAUUGAGAAUGAUGCUCCACUUGAGGAACUUUCAAAAUAUGUGGAUAUCAAUGUUAUUGCACUUACUCGAAAUCGGAGAACAAGGAGAUGGUAUACUUGUCCACUAUGUGGGAAACAGUUUAAUGAGAGUUCUUACCUUAUUUCCCACCAGAGGACUCACACCGGAGAAAAACCCUAUGACUGCAGUCAUUGUGGGAAAAGCUUCAACCAUAAAACAAACCUAAAUAAACAUGAACGAAUCCAUACAGGAGAGAAACCUUAUUCCUGUUCUCAGUGUGGGAAAAACUUCCGUCAGAAUUCUCAUCGGAGCCGUCACGAAGGAAUCCACAUAAGGGAGAAGAUAUUUAAGUGUCCAGAAUGUGGGAAAACCUUCUCAGGGAAUGAAGAAUUUGUGCUUCAUCUGCAGAGUCACGAGGCUGAGAGGCCAUAUUGUUGCAAAAAAUGUGGGAGAAGAUUUGGCCGGCUGUCAAACUGUACCCGGCAUGAGAAAACCCACUCAUCAUGUAAGAGCCGGAAACAGAAGUGGGAUUGA
Chrysochloris asiatica (Cape golden mole) is the source of this 1191-nucleotide messenger RNA. RefSeq names its product zinc finger protein 200 (gene ZNF200). The coding region runs from base 1 to 1191 and encodes 396 amino acids. Lineage: Eukaryota; Metazoa; Chordata; Mammalia; Afrosoricida; Chrysochloridae. The record is from RefSeq and is a predicted model, not a curated record. The transcript is spliced from 5 exons.